AUUCUGAAAAGGGAAGGCGGAAAAGGAGCUGUUCUGACCUCAAUGUUUUGAGGUUUAAUUGCCCAGUGCUGCUUUUUUCUGGAAGUUUGCGAUUGUGUUUUUAAACCAGAAUGUUGAAAAGUGACGACGUGCGGGAAAAUCUGAAGAAAUACUAUGGCUGUCGCCUGGAGUCUUCCUGUGACUUGCAAACUAGUGCUACUUCCUGCAGUUUGGCCUGCAGCACCCUGCCAAGGAGUUUAACUGAAGCCCUAAGUCUGAUUCACCCUGACGUCAUCAAAAGAUUCUUCGGAUGCGGCCUUCCGUUUCCAGCGAAGCUUGAGGGCUGCAGAGUUCUGGACCUUGGUAGUGGAUCGGGACGAGAUUGUUUUGCAUUCAGCAAACUUGUUGGGCCGAGUGGACACGUGACGGGCAUCGAUAUGACUGAGCAGCUGAUCGCGGCAUCCCGCCAAUUCGUCGAGUAUCAUCAAAAGAAGUUCGGCUACGAGGAGCCCAAUGUCUCAUUUAUCCAGGGAUACAUGGAAAAGCUCUGUGAAGCAGGGAUACAGAGAGAUUCGAUGGACAUUUUGAUCUCCAACUGUGUGAUUUGUCUCUGUCCUGAUAAAAGAGCAGUGCUACAACAAGCCUACGAUGUUCUGAAGGACGGAGGGGAGCUGUACUUCAGUGACAUGUAUGCCAGCAGUGUCGUUCCAGACCACAUGAAGCAGGAUCCAGUUCUGUGGGGUGAGGGGAUGGGUGGCUCUCUGUUCUGGAAAGAUCUCAUCUCGCUGGCCCACAGCGUGGGCUUCAGCACUCCACGUCUGGUCUCAGCAAGCCAUAUCGAGGUCCACAACAUCCAACUCAAGGAAAAAGCAGGUGACAUCAAGUAUGCUUCAGGGACCUACCGGCUCUUUAAGUUGCCGCAGCAACCAGGGAGGUCAGGUGCUGCUGUGAUCUACAAGGGAACCAUUCCCGACUUCCCAGAUCAGCUGGACUUUGAUUCCUCGCACUGUUUCAAGAAAGAUGUGGAAGUGGAGGUAGACGCAGAGAUGGCAGCAAUUAUCCAGGUUUCCAGAUUCUCUUCGGAUUUUACAGUCAGGAUGUUGGAUGAACAUAAGUCUGAUUCUGAGCCAACACCACAGUGCUGUCACCUCAACCCAUUUCUGCUGGCUGACCGAUGGGGGUCCUCUAUGAAGCAGUGCUCCAAAACAUCCAGAUAAAACAUACAGGCAGCUGCAACCUGCUGAUAAGAAAAUACUACACACAUUUAAUUUUAUUUUAACAAUUCAUGUAAUUUUAUUUGUGCCAACAAGUACUAAUGUCUGUGAAGGAAUGAAUGAAGGAAUUAUAUUUAGUUGGGUUUGAGUUUGCUAACUGGCUACAAAACGCCACAUUAAUACAUUGCAUAGAUGGGGAAAACUAAACUAAAUAACAUUCAUAAAUUGUAAUAGAUUUUGUAACAGUGAGUGAUCAGAGCGAUACUGUGAAGAGAAGAUUAGGUCUGACAGCUAUGAAGAAUUAAUAAAGGCAUAGUAAUACUUAAAAUGUUACAAGUUGUUUUUAAAACCUGAACAUAUAGUGAAUAUUUUUCAUUCAUUCACUACGGCCUUGGCUCUAAUGUUAAUAUUUGGUUUUUAUUGUAACACAUCUUUAAUGCAGAACUGGAGUACAGCUACAGGUUGAGAUUUUGUGCUGUCUGUCUGAAAUGACUAGAGGAGAAAAAACAGAUUUGGUAUCAGGUAUUUUUUUAUUGGAAGCAGAAAAAUGUCACAACCUUCAUUUUGUUUUCAGUAAACAUCCUGAUAAGGAGCUGCUUAUGUAAAUGCCAGCUGGGCAGUCAGUGAAAAUUUAGGCUACAUAUUUUAGGCUACAUAUGACAAAAAUAAUCACCAUAGAGAGAGAUGCAUAUCUAUUUUUGAUUUUUAAAAGUAGAAAAUAACCAGCAAAAUCACACUUAAAAAUCACACUUAAAAUCACCUUAAUGAGCCUCUGAUGCAUCCUGAUAAACUGAAACCAGUUUAAUUGCACUUAAUUAGUCAAACAAAGCAUAUCACACAGUGAAGAUGUCAAACACCACACAGACAAUUUAACAGUGAAACACACAGAGACUGUUGCUUCCCUAUUGCCCUCAUUUUGCCAAAGUGCACCACAGGAAGUCAUUUCUGCCGGUUGCCAUCAGGCUUUACAAUGCCCACGUCUGUGCUAGUUGAUAAAAAAAAAAAAAUUCUGUGCUCAUUUAUAGGUUAUUUAUCGAUUAAUAUAUUGCAUGUGAUUGCUUGUUAUUUAUUUAUUUAUUUAUAUCUAGUCAUUUUGAAAUUAUCACUCUUAGGUAUAUAUACUGUAUAUAUAGGUAGGAAGCUGCCUCCAUGCCUGUUUUACAAACGAAAAACAAUCCAGUCGUCUGCAUAUUUACUGUGUAGGACACCUGCUUACAUAUGAGAAAAGUUAUCUUCAUAUUGUGGUUAAAGUCUCAAUAAUAACCUAUGAAUGGAGGCUCUGAUUACACCAACUCUCUUGCUGAGAGAUGAUGCGUGAAUCUCUUUGGCGUCUGCAUAACUCUUUGCAGAUGUACCCCCUUUAAGUCUGAUAUGAUAGAUUUAUUCCAUGUUUUGCUUGUUAUUGUAUCUGCUGUGCAUUUACGUGCUUCAAUCCAUUUCAUUUGUAGCAUCACAAACUUAUUUUAACAUAGUGACGACAUGUAGUAAUUUGAGAACUACCAAAAACGACUUCUUGAAGCCAAUUGGACGCAUUUUAAUGAUGGAUAAUGUUGAGAGACAGAAACAACCAUUUCUUCAAAAAUACGUCUCUCUGCCCGGGUCUUAGAUAUUUCAGGUUAGACACAAAAAUGAGCCACAAACCAGAAUGUAAAACCACUCACAAGAUAUUUAUUAAAUCAAUGCAUUUGGCCAAAUGGAGACACAACUCACCCACCAACAUGGACAGCAAUGAGUCCCUGCAGGAGGAAGUCGUGUCUGAGUGUCAGAGUGAGGACUUCAUAUUUUUAUCUCUCAUCCUGGCGCCCGAGACAUAGCGAACCCCUCCAACUAUUCCCAUACACACAAGCUAUACCCGUCAAAUCCUCUACAUAAAACACUCCACUCUUGGCUGCUAACCAUCUAAGGAGUUGUGCUUUCUUAGAUGUUUCACCUUUUACUUCUGCUGGUAGAACAUUCUGACCUGCUGCACCCUGUUCUGCACUCCUUAUCUAACCGUGGUAUGCAAACAGGGUUAUUCAUCUUAUCCUUAGCUGGAACAUUUCAAACUAUAACGAGAAUACACAAUUUAGCAAUAUGAAGCAUUAUAUUUGACAUUCAAAAUGUGUGACUACAAUAUUCGAAAUAUGCAAAACUCACUCAAAGCGUGAAUAUACUUGAUUACAUUUUUACUUCUCCACAAUAAGCAACGAAAAGAAAAUCAAGCGCACAAUCUUGAGCAGUUCAUAAAACCUAUAAUACUAACAGUAAAUCAAUGUUAAUACCUGAAAUCUGAGUGUAACUAAUACUGUUUCCUAGCAAUUACCAACAUGAGGACUUGCUUAUGAUAUUCCGUACAUAAAUUAGGACAAGCACAGUGCCACAGACAGACUGCAGCGCAUUAAGACCACGCUAGUUUCGCCACACAGCGGUCAGAGUUGAAGCAGCCGCUCUUACAAACUGGUUUCCUGUGGGGUUGAGCUGGAGUGGAAGCAGUAGGAGUGUUUUUUUUUUUUUGUCGAGCAUCGAGUCUGGCUGUAAUGAGAAAACAAGACGGGCUGUGGCGGAGAGCUGGUGAGCUUACCGAACGAGAACCAUGAGCAAAAACCCUGCGUUUUUUCCUAGGAGAGCUUUUUGGAAAACACCUGCGGUCGUCGCAAAGAACGAAGCGCCUCGUCUCAAUCUCCUCCGCUGGGUUUUUUUUUUUGUUGUUUUUUUUGACACUCCCACCCGUGAAAGGUCCAGGGAGAACACACCGCGGCACCAGCGGGCAGAGCCGUUCCCUUUGAGCUGAUAUUUAAUUUAUUUUACAGCAGCAGACAGAGAGCUGUGGGUUGUCUGCCAUAGCCGGUGGGCAUAACGGACCUACUUGACGCAGAGGAAACUUGAUGCAAGACCUGAACCCGGAGAAUCGCGACAAAAGAAACCGGCUGUGGCCCAUCACCCAAAAGGCAAGGGGGAGAGAAAGAUGGCCCAUUUCGUCGGAGGGAGAGCAUUUGUUGGAAACAAAGAAAUAUUCUAACGGAUAUGUUGUUCGCCCACUUUUAAAGGGAGAAUCGCUACGUUACGUUUCAUCCAAGUUAAAGAGGAGUUAAGUCACUGUUCUCACUUUUUUUCCCCCCAUUUUUCCUGUUAAGCAUUUCUAUACUUUAAAAUGUAUUUCAGUUAACGCUCGAGGCUUAAGAGACAUUACAAAACGAAAGGCAGUUUUUCUUUACACACACACA
Messenger RNA from Xiphophorus hellerii (green swordtail), 4396 nucleotides. Its product is annotated as arsenite methyltransferase. The transcript is spliced from 10 exons. The coding region runs from base 111 to 1196 and encodes 361 amino acids. Gene Ontology annotation, cellular component: cytosol. Gene Ontology annotation, molecular function: arsenite methyltransferase activity. NCBI's taxonomy places the organism in Eukaryota, Metazoa, Chordata, Actinopteri, Cyprinodontiformes, Poeciliidae. The record is from RefSeq and is a predicted model, not a curated record. Gene Ontology annotation, biological process: arsonoacetate metabolic process; toxin metabolic process.